AUGAAUAGAUCAGACGGAGUAAAUUACCACUUCCUAAACUCCAUCAAAUCGUGUUCGAAGUCACUGCAGAAAAGAUCAACAUCAAGAACUGUUUGGUUUAUAAACAAACCGCAAAGUGUUCGAGUAAGUCUUGCAAUCUUUGAAGGACUCAAUAGAUGAAGACUACUUCUUUUCAAGUUGAGUAAAAGGCUUGCAAACCGGUCCAGCUACGCAAUCAACUCGCUUGUUCGAGUUAGACGACAAUAAUGCCAGAAGAGGAGAGAAAUAUAACUUCUCCUGUUGCGAGCAACGUCAAAAAUCCUCCAUGGGGAACUGAACCUGACACACCAAACGCAGCGUCUGGGAUAAGAAAGAAGCAGUUUCCUUGGACAACUUACGCAAGAGAUUAUGUCGGAGCGACUGGAACACCUGCACAUCCACACAGAAUGAGUACCGCAGAGCAUCUACCAUCAGGCUGGCCAUUUGAAUCAAGUCAUUAUCACAGCACAUUUAGAACACCCCAGCUGGCGUACUGUAGACACAAUGUAGAGCCCUACUCCGUGCAUCGAAAAAACAAUCCACAUGCGGCAAUCCUCGACCCAUGGAAGUACCCAGAUAAGAGUUAUUUGGUGUGGAGGAACAAUCCUUCUUUGAAUCUCCCGCCCGUUCGGGAAUCACAAUCUGCACCGAACAUUCUCCAACAUAACAAGAGCCGCUGGAUGUCGACAACAUACAAUACCACUUUCAACGCAAGACCGAUGGAACUAGCAAACUACAAACCAAGAACUGCAUGGAAAUCAGACCGCUUCAGACCGAACUCCAAAGCCCAGACCCCUGCCCUUCAUUGGCAGACCGAGUACUCUCACGACUUCAGAGGAGCCCGGGGAAGACCAACAACGACUGAACGCCCGUGGGAUAUGUCUUGGAGUAACUUAAACAUGUGACAUGUGCAAAAGUGCUCCGGACUCCGCGCUCCCCGGUCACGUGAACAUGGCGACAGAACUAACCGAUCAAAGCUUAGAAUCCAUUUUUUAGUUAACUGAGAGUUGUUUACCUUUUCUUUUAAGUUUCUUAAAUAAUGUUGUAACUACGAAAUGUGUUGAGCUUUUUGUGAAUGAAACGAAGCUAUCACGAGCUUAAAACAUAAAAUUUGUAUUUUGUAA
This is a messenger RNA of Stylophora pistillata, 1142 nucleotides long. RefSeq lists its product as uncharacterized. NCBI's taxonomy places the organism in Eukaryota, Metazoa, Cnidaria, Anthozoa, Scleractinia, Pocilloporidae. The record is from RefSeq and is a predicted model, not a curated record.